Propithecus coquereli (Coquerel's sifaka) is the source of this 3042-nucleotide messenger RNA. It is a transcript of the gene RAB44, whose product is annotated as RAB44, member RAS oncogene family. The record is from RefSeq and is a predicted model, not a curated record. Bases 76 to 3042 code for a protein of 988 amino acids. The transcript has 14 exons. Gene Ontology annotation, molecular function: GTP binding; GTPase activity. Lineage: Eukaryota; Metazoa; Chordata; Mammalia; Primates; Indriidae.
CGGUCACCUGUUUACCAGAUCCAGGAGCGCGGGGCUGCGUGUCCGACUGGGAGCCUUUGAGAGGGCCAACAGACCAUGGAGAGUGGACAGCAAGUAUCUCGAAAAGGCCGGAGACUGGGCUCCAGCCGGCGGCGGCAGACAAGAGAGCCAGCUGAUGGCCAAGAUGCCCCUGUGGCCCCAGAGCCAGAGUCCUGGUCCUCUCAGGCAGCUGCAGAACUGCAGGGCUUCUUCCAGGACUGUGGUGCCAAGGAGAGGGGCUUUGUCACCCGUGAGGACAUGGCGGCGGCCAAGUUCAGCUUCCUGGGCAGCGAGGAGGAGCCGGAGAUGAUCUUCAACUGGGUGGAUGUGGAGCAGAAGGGACGUCUCUCCCUUGAAGAAUUCAGCUCUGGACUCAGAAACAUCUUUGACUCCAGCUCAAGCACCCAGAGGCUCCGCAGAAGGAGGCCAUUGCCCUCUAAGCGGGUAUCUGCUGCCACCAGCUUCCCUGCGCUGGAGGAGGCUGACGCCGAGGAGAAGGAGGCUUUCCUUGCCUUCGUGGAGCAGCUGGGGGCCAGCCCCCAACUUCCUGAGCAGACGGAGAUCUGGCAGCUGUGGGGGGAGCUGCGGCAGGAGGAGCCCCAGCUGGCAGGCAACCUGGCAGGCUUCCUGGCCAAGAUGAGCGGCCGCCUGCAGGAGGCACGGGCCGACAAGGAGGCUCUGGAGCAGACCCUGCGGAAGCGGGACUCUGACCACCACCGCGAGGUCCAGCAGCUCUAUGAGGAGAUGGAGCAGCAGAUCCGCCGGGAGAAGCAGCAGCUGCAGGCCGAGAGCGAUUCCCGGGGCCUGGCCCUCAGCUCCCAGAUGCAGGAGGUGCUGGAGGCCAAGGAGCGUGAGGUGCAGCGGCUGGCGGAGGGCCAGACGGAGCUGGAGGCCCAGCUGCACCGCCUCAGCAGCACACACCAGGAAGCCAACUCGGAGAACCAGCAGCUUCGGGAGGCUGAGCGCGACCUAGCAGGGCAGCUACAGGAGGUGCGGGGACAGCUGCAGGUGACCAGGAAGCACCUAAAUGCUGCCAGGGGCCGAGUGUCCUGGCAGAUGGAGGAAGAGACCAGUGUCUCCAGAGCAGACAGACCAGCCCCAGACCUUCAGGCCAUCUCCCCUGAGGAGGUUCCCCUGCCCAGGCUGUUUGGAGACCACGAGGACUGGAGCCAGCUCCUGAGCAGCUUCCACAGCCCUCCACACGGAGCCCUACAGCUCUCCUGGAGCCCGCCCCCAACCCCGAGAGCGGCCUCAGGCCCCCAGACACCCCGUGUGGUCAGGCAGAUCUCCAUCUCAGAGCCACACGCCUUGCUAUUUGGUCAGGAGCCGUCUUCAGAUCUGGAUGCGGCUCCGAGGAGCCCCCCUGGGGUGCCUUCCAGCACCACGGACGGGAAAGGAGUGGACCCAGAUGGACAGGACAUCAACCCAGAGCACCCUGUAGAAGUCACUCACGGCCCAGACCCUGGCAAGGAGCCGGGGCCCAGACCUGAGGGCCGCUUCCUCAGGGGUCUCCCGGGAGCUCCAGCAGGGGAGUCAGGAAGCCUGGUGGCAGCUGCCCUGAAAGUGCUCAUUCCUUUGGAGGCUGAGCCCCCUCCCCAUGUGAACGCUCUCCUUCCCCAGGCCCAAGCUGGGACCAGCACACAGUUCCAGGCCUCAGACACAGAUGACCAGGGCCCCGGGCCUGGCCCUAUCCCAGCCAAGCCGCCCAGGCAGACAGAGGCCCUCCAUCACGACCUGCCUGCCCCCAGCUCUGAGCCACAACCGGGGGCCCUGGGAGCCAGAGCCCCAACAUUGGAGCCGGCUGGGCCCUCCCGGGACCUGGAGUCUGUGGGUCAGGCUCCUACAGAGGGGCCGGACCAGGGCAAGCCGGGCCCCGCUGUGCAGGAGGAGGCCCAUCCUGAGGGGCUGAGAGAAGCCCCUGGCCAGGUCCUUGGGCCAGGUGGGCUGCCUGCCCGCCCCGACCACGGCCUGGACCAGAAACCCAAGGCCAAGGAAGGAAAACGAGCGGACGGAGGGGGGCCGGACCUCGGUUCAGAGCGGUCAGCUGAGGGUCAUGGCCUGGAAACUGGACAUUCAGAGCUGCCGCAGCCAGAUGCUCUGCCUGUUCCUCUCCCGUCUGACACGCCACAGGCUCAGGCAGAACCGGAAGCCUCCGCUCCUGGGAGACCCUCGCCUCCAAGGGGCUCUCCUCCCCUCUCCCCCACGCGGGCUCAGCCUGGGGCUGGGGCAGGACCCCAGGAGCCCACACAGGCCCUCUCCACUGUGGCUGAGCUGGAAGCCCAAGCCAGGCCCCCACCCACGGCUGCUCACACAAAAGAACAAGGCCUCCCGCAAUCCGGGGGGCCAAGGGCAGAGAGCAGGCCUGAAGAUCCAGGGACAGGCUCCAGAGAGGCUGGGCUGACCCCUUCCCUGGAGGACCCCAUGGCCAGCAAGCCUCAGGCCAAUCCUGAUUACCUCUUCCAUGUCAUCUUCCUGGGAGACUCCAACGUGGGCAAGACGUCUUUCCUGCACCUGCUACACCAGAACUCCUUCAGCACUGGGCUGACAGCCACCGUGGGAGUGGAUUUUCGGGUCAAAAACCUGCUGGUGGACAGCCAGUGCUUUGCGCUGCAGCUCUGGGACACGGCGGGCCAGGAGAGAUACCACAGCGUGACACAGCAGCUGCUCCGCAAGGCUGAUGGGGCGGUGCUCAUGUACGACGUCACCUCCCAGGAGAGCUUUGUCCACGUGCGCUACUGGCUGAGCUGUCUCCAGGACGCAGGUUCGGACGGGGUGGUCAUCCUUCUCCUGGGGAACAAGACGGACUGCGAGGAGGAGCGGCAAGUGCCCACCGAGGCUGGGCAGCAGCUGGCCCAGGAGCUGGGGGUCUCCUUUGGGGAGUGCAGUGCCGCCUUGGGUCACAACAUCUUGGAGCCCAUGGUGAACCUGGCCCGGGCACUCAAGACGCAAGAGGACCGCCUGAAGGGCUCGCUGGUGGAGGUGGCCCCCAAGAGCCCGCGCAAGAGAGCCGGCUGCUGCUCCUGA